Brassicogethes aeneus is the source of this 2357-nucleotide messenger RNA. NCBI's taxonomy places the organism in Eukaryota, Metazoa, Arthropoda, Insecta, Coleoptera, Nitidulidae. The record is from the annotation of a GenBank genome assembly.
GUUUUCGGUUAUGUUUUGGUCUCUGGCGGCAAAAUAAUUUUAGUUUAGUUUAAAUUAUAAUAAAUCGAGCCAAAAUGGCAAAAGCCAAAGUAAAUAAUGACUGGAAGAAACGCGUCAAGCAAGAAUACAUGCGUUUGCGGCAACAAAAAAGAUACAAAAGAGCUGAUGAUGUGAAACUGGCUUGGAACAAUAACAGAAAUAAAAUGAAUGAAACGCUAAUAAACGAGCAGAAAAGAUGGACAGAGGGAAGAGCUUUUUGGCCGAAAAAUCCGGAGUUACCUUCUCAUUCAUCUUGUAUGAAAAAAGCAGAAGUUAUUGGGAAUGAAGGAGAUAUACAAGUGGCUAUAAUUAAAAAUAUUAAUGCUGUUACUCCUAUCCCGACAAUGUACACAUGGGCACCAAUACAGCAGAAUUUUAUGGUGGAAGAUGAGACAGUUCUGCAUAACAUACCUUAUAUGGGGGAUGAAAUCUUGGACCAAGAUGGGACCUUUAUAGAAGAGCUAAUUAAAAAUUAUGAUGGCAAAGUUCAUGGUGACAGAGAAACUGGGUUUAUUGAUGAUGAGUUGUUUGUUGAAUUGGUGCAUGCUUUAAUGCAGUAUCAGGAUAAAGAAAAGCCAGAAAAAGCAGAGAAAGUUGAGAAAAAAGAAAAAGAUGAGAAAGAGAAGGAUGUUAAAGUUAAUGAUGAAAAAACUCCUUCAGAAGAGGACAAACCUAAAAAAGAAGACAUGGAGUUUCCUAUAAUGAUAAUUUUUCAGUCCAUUUCUUCACAGUUUCCUGAUAAAGGGGGACCUGAGGAGUUAAGAGACAAAUAUAUCGAGCUGACUGAAAGAACUGACCCCAACGCUCCUCCAGAGUGUACUCCAAACAUUGAUGGUCCAAAUGCUGCCACAGUUCCCAGAGAGCAAACCAUGCAUUCCUUUCACACUUUGUUUUGUCGAAGAUGUUUUAAAUAUGACUGUUUUCUACAUCGUUUACAAGCUUGCCACCCAGGCCCAAAUUUGCAAAAAAGAAGAGGACCUGACCUUAAACCAUUUACUGAUCCAUGUGGUUCAGAAUGUUUCUUAUUACUUGACGCUGUAAAAGAGAAAAUGGCCGCCAAAGCAAAACAGGAGGAGGAAACUGAAAAGGAAACGAAAGGGAAACCGGCGACAAAAGCGGCGGUUGAUUCCACAGAAGUUAAAGCAAAUGGAAAUGCAAACAAUCCAAGGAAAAUUUGCAAGCAACAAUCUGUGGAUUCUGGAAAUGAAGCCAGUUCGGAGGAUAGCAAUGACAGUAACAAAUUUAAAGAUAAUGAAGGCGGAGAUCCAGUUUCAACUACUACUUCCUUCAGCCUGUUGGGUCUAAUGGGGGCCAAUGAUCAUAAAGAAUGGACUGGUUCUGAUGAAAGUUUGUUUAGAGCUUUACACAAAGUUUUCCUAAACAAUUAUUGCGCCAUUGCUCAAAUUAUGCUGACCAAAACAUGCCAACAGAUAUAUCAUUUUGCUCAAAAAGAAGCUGCAGACAUUCCGGACGAGGAGGCCAUUCGCGAUUACACUCCUCCGCGCAAAAAGAAGAAGAAGCAUCGUCUCUGGUCGAUGCAUUGUCGUAAAAUUCAACUUAAAAAAGAUACUAGCAGUAAUCAUGUGUACAAUUUCACGCCGUGCGAUCACCCGGGGCAAAAUUGCGAUCAGAACUGUCCGUGCAUUGGGGCGCAGAACUUUUGUGAAAAGUUUUGUCAGUGCAGCUCAGAUUGUCAAAAUCGUUUCCCUGGCUGCAGAUGCAAGGCACAGUGCAACACAAAACAAUGCCCUUGCUAUUUGGCCGUCAGAGAGUGCGAUCCAGAUUUAUGCCAGACUUGCGGUGCCGAUCAGUUCGACAUAUCGAAAAUAACAUGCAAAAACGUCAGCGUUCAGAGGGGUUUGCAUAAGCAUCUGUUAAUGGCACCUUCUGACGUGGCUGGUUGGGGCAUAUUUUUAAAAGACAGCGCUCAAAAGAACGAAUUUAUUUCCGAGUAUUGCGGAGAAAUUAUUUCGCAAGAUGAAGCUGAUCGAAGAGGAAAAGUUUAUGACAAGUACAUGUGCAGUUUUCUUUUCAAUUUAAACAACGAUUUCGUUGUUGAUGCUACAAGAAAAGGAAACAAAAUUAGGUUCGCGAAUCAUUCCAUAAAUCCAAAUUGUUAUGCCAAAGUGAUGAUGGUCAAUGGCGACCAUAGAAUUGGUAUUUUUGCCAAAAGACCCAUACAACCCGGCGAAGAACUGUUCUUUGAUUACCGGUAUGGGCCAACAGAACAACUAAAGUUUGUUGGAAUCGAAAGAGAAAUGGAGUUUUUAUAAGACUUUUUAGUUUAAGUUUUAGAUUAAGUCUAAGUUGUUUUUAAU